Messenger RNA from Emiliania huxleyi CCMP1516, 1410 nucleotides. RefSeq lists its product as hypothetical. The record is from RefSeq and is a predicted model, not a curated record. Bases 13 to 1218 code for a protein of 401 amino acids. Lineage: Eukaryota; Haptophyta; Isochrysidales; Noelaerhabdaceae. The transcript has 9 exons.
GAGAUCAUCGACAUGCAGCUCUCCCCUCGCUCAACACGCUCGAAGCGCGCUGCAUCACCCACGACCGGGCAAAAGCGGGCGCGCCAAGCCGAGCCGGCAGCCCCUGCGCAGGGCGCGCCCACCGCUCCCGCGCCGCCCGCCCCGGCCGGCGCGCCAGCGCUGUCCGAGUACGAGAAAGAGCGCCUCGCCAACAUCGCCAAGAACCACGAGCAGCUCGCGGCGCUCGGUCUCGACCUGGCCUCGACGCGCCUCAAGCCGGCACGGGCGCCCCCAAAGCCGCGCAAGCCGCGCGAGCCGCUGCCCGAGGCGAGCCGCCGCUCUUCGCGGCUCGAGGGCGGGCCGCGCAAGAGCUAUGCCGAGGAGAGCCUCGGCGCGGCCAGUCUGCUGCCGCCCGGCACGGCGCUCGACGUGCCGGCGGCGCGGCGCGCUCCUCGCGCCAGGCGGCUGGUGGACCCGGGCGCGCCGGCCGUGCUCCCGCCGCCGCCCCCCUCGGAGGAGGAGGAGGUGGCCCGGCUGCAAGAGGCGAGGGCCCUCUACAAGGAGUGCUUUGUGCGCAUCAAGCAGGCGACGGGCGGAGGCCGCGCCGACCUCAAGGCGAUGAGCGAAGUCGGCGCCUUGGGGCUCAAGUGCUGCGAGGGGCGGCACGUCGGCAGCCUGCCCGGCAUGCCUCCCGGGACCGAGUUCCACAACCGCGCCGAGAUGCAGGUGUGCGGGAUGCACCGCAAGUGGCUGUCGGGCAUCGACUACCGGCCGGCCAAGGACGGCGAGGAGGCGGUCGCGACGGCGGUCGUCUCGUCGGGCGGGUACGAGGACGACGAGGACGACGGCGACGAGCUGUGGUAUACCGGCUCGGGCGGGAACGACCUGCUGAGCAGCCGGCGGCAGACGGGCGCGCAGAAGCUCGAGAAGGGCAGACGCAACCUCGCGCUCAAGAACAACCUCGAGAGGGGCACGCCGGUCCGGCUGCUGCGGUACGUGGGAGAGGUGCCGCCCGAGCGGUCGUACUCCCAGCGCCUCUUCAUCUACGACGGCCUCUACGCGGUGACCGACUACAAGUACGAGGUCGGCGCGCGCCAGCACGGCGUCUUCAAGUUCAAGCUCGUCCGGUGCGCCGGCCAGCCGCCGUUGCGCAAGGAGGCGUCCGCCAAGCUGCACCAGCGGCUCGUCGACCUCGCGCACCGUGACGGCACCGCGGGCGAGCGCCACCGCGUCAGCUGAAGCGGCAGGAGCGCGUGGGGACCGGCGCCACACCCCGGCAGCAAUAGUCUCGGCACUCCUCGCGCCCUGGGGGUUUAAGUUGUCCCCCCGCUGCCGCGCAGCAUGACCAACCCGCAUGGGCGUCGCUCAUUGCUAGGAGCUCACUCUCUGCUCACUCACCAUCAAUGUUAUGACAUGGUACGACACCGGCGC